This is a messenger RNA of Electrophorus electricus (electric eel), 3308 nucleotides long. It is a transcript of the gene igfbp5b, whose product is annotated as insulin-like growth factor binding protein 5b. Gene Ontology annotation, cellular component: extracellular region. Lineage: Eukaryota; Metazoa; Chordata; Actinopteri; Gymnotiformes; Gymnotidae. Gene Ontology annotation, molecular function: fibronectin binding; insulin-like growth factor II binding; insulin-like growth factor I binding. Gene Ontology annotation, biological process: regulation of insulin-like growth factor receptor signaling pathway. The record is from RefSeq and is a predicted model, not a curated record.
AUUCAAAGGCAUAUCAGAUUCGCAUUUCAAAGCUAUAUAACGAUCACCGUAUUAUGUAAAUGGCAUUUGGGUUAAGAUAGCGAGGGAUAUCGCUGUAGAUUCUCGUCUGUGUCCUUCAUUCUGCGGAGAUUAACCAAAGGAAUCCAUGUGGAUGAGACGACUGGACCAACAUAAAGUGUACAGGAGCACGUUAAUGCAGCGGUGGAUAGUGUCGAUUUACAUGGAAAACAUAUGUGGCAGCGACUGCUCUGAUUGAGGAUUGCGUUAAAUGCGUUGCGUCUUGUUUUGGUCCACGAACUUGGCAUCACUUUAGCCAUCACCGUGAAAGACAGGAUCCUAUUGCCGAGGGGGGAAAAACGUUGGCGUCAUGCCAAGAACUGGCAAGUGCGCCUCCCUUCACCGCUGCUUUGGGUUUGGCCGUUUUUAAAAAGGCAAGCCUGGCCUGCAGCUGAUCAGUCUGCUCAGAAAACUUCUCCAGAGGGGAAAGUGCUGCAAUCGGAAGGUCCAGAUUUGAGAGCGCCGAACUGCUUUGCGCACAGAUUGGACAAUACUGCCAUCAGAAAAGGAAUGGUUAGAGAAAAUAUGCCAUUUGAACAUUGGGCAUAAAUUCGAAUAGAUCGUCGGAUGCUUUUAAAAUAUAACGUUUCUUGAGGUAUUUCUACAGUUAAUUGCUUUGUUUCGUCUGACUUUGGAUGUGGACUUUCCCAAAGUUCUAUUUAUUUGUAUAAUCUAAUGACCUGAAGCAAACGCCCAUUUGCUUAAUUCCGUAUUUUGUCACAGUUCUCAUCGGAGGUAAAGAGAAAGAGAAAAAUAUGCUACACAUUUGUUUCGUGCUUGUUACAUUUUUCUUGGGUCUGUCCCAGUGCUUUGGCUCGUAUGUCCCCUGCGAGCCCUGUGAUCAGAAAGCGCUCUCUAUGUGCCCUCCGGUUCCGGUCGGCUGUCAGCUCGUGAAGGAGCCCGGCUGCGGCUGUUGCCUGACCUGCGCUUUAUCCGAAGGUCAGGCGUGCGGUGUGUACACCGGAACAUGUACGCACGGGCUUCGAUGCUUGCCACGGAAUGGAGAGGAAAAGCCGCUUCACGCCCUUCUGCAUGGCAGAGGAGUGUGCACCAACGAAAAAGGAUACAAACCGCUCCAUCCGCCUAUCGAUCGCGAAUCUAAAGAGCACGAUGACCCACUGAAGACCGACACGACCGACGAGCAGCUGCCCCACGCCAAGCUGCCCGUUUACCCCAAGCAAGACCUGAUCAACAGCAAGAAGCAAGCCGCCAUGCGCAAGGACAAGAAAAAGCAGCAGGAGAAGCUGAGGUCCGUCGGCUCGCCGGACUACUCGCCGCUCCCCAUCGACAAACACGAGACCGAGUUUGGCCCUUGCAGGAGGAAGCUGGACGGGAUCAUCAGGGGACUGAAAGACACCUCCCGUGUCAUGGCUCUAUCUCUCUAUCUGCCCAACUGUGACAGGAAGGGUUUCUUCAAGCGCAAGCAGUGCAAGCCCUCACGCGGCCGAAAGCGAGGCAUCUGCUGGUGCGUGGACAAAUACGGUGUGCAGCUGCCGGGCACCGACUACAGCGGAGGAAACAUCCAGUGCAAGGACCUGGAGAACAGCAACAACAACAACGAGUGAGGAGGGACCGUCCGGAUCGCCGGGCCCAAGGCUCCCUUCCUUCUUUCCUUCCCACCUGUCCACCCGCCAGACAUGCUGAGAUUUGAUGCGAAAAGAAAGAAAAAACAAACCAACAAAUUGAACAAAAACUAAAAGCUAAACUGAGGGAAAAAAACAGGAGUCUUUUUUUUUUUGACUGAGCACUCAUCUCCAAGCCAGAGGACCCAGCCAAUCAGAAGGCCUCUGAGGCAUCCAUUUUAAGAGCUGGGUCCCAGCAAAUGAUUUUUAAAAAUAUAUACAUGCAAUUAUAUAUUUUUUAUAGAAGUUGGGGUUUGAGCACCAUACUGUUAACAUACAGCAAAAAGAGUAUAUGGCAUGUUGAAUAUUAGCAGGGCUAUCUUAAUCUUUUACAUCUUUGAAUUCGAGGUGUUAAAGGAGAUAGCUAGAACUUUUACUAUUGGAAGAACUAUUGUAAUUUUUGUUUCGUUUUCCAAAAGAAAGAAAAAGCGAUAGGGAUGUGCUUAUGAGGCUGUCUCUUAUCUGGCUGUGUGGUCCUGUCAGAGCACUUACUCAUUGGGGAACCUGCUUGGAAACGUGUAACUUCACCAAGUUCAGUGUAUGCGUGUGUGAAUGCGCACGCAUGUUAAAGAAAAACAGCGUUUUUUCAUAACGCAUUUUAUAAAAGCACGUCCCUUUUUCUUAUUUUUCAGACCAUGAAUUUUGUGGCCAGUCCACCUGCCCCCAGCGCCCCGUGAGCGGCUCUAGAGCAGGCUCAAUGAUGGUGCCCUCCAUCCCAUCUCGCAGCUUUGAAGAAAAACAAAGGCGGCGUAGAAACGAAAGCGCGUGCGGCCGGCCCGUUUCCGCGGACGCGAGACUCGGUAGCCUGCAUGGAAUGCCAACUGUGCCUAAGUAAGCCGGCGCCGGUGACCGGGCAAAGGGAGAGCCGACAGGCCGACGGCUCUCGACCGCGCGCCCGGCUUCGGUCACGUCCGCAAAUUCUCAGAUUCCUCGCGAGGUGGACGAAAGAAACGUCCUCCGCAAAAAAUCUUUUUGGCACCGAGUUCUGGCAUUCGCAGUAAAACGUUUAAGGAAGUAUCGGCGUCAAACGUGGGACACGUGGUGUUAGUUAAGCUUGAAAUAGCUUCCAAGAUGCUAAUGCUAGAAUCUCCCCUGCCUUUGAGUUUGAAGAAAUGUUUAUGAUCACCUUCCCGAGCGAUCGCGUGCUCCUUUUCCGUGACGACGUAGUCUUCGACGCAUUUCCGUUGUUUUCUCUGCCUUCAGUGAAGUAUUGACUGCCCACUUUUGAGCCAUUUUCUUAGACGAAGUGAUCUCACUGAAGUAGAUAAAACCUUUUCACGAUGUUACCUUUAACUGUAGAUUAACGAAUGUUUUUUUUUUUUUUUUUCCUUUCUAACAAACAAAAGAACUGGUGCUUGGAAAAGGAACUGCGCGUUUUAGCGUGUUGCUUGUUUUGCAUUGUUGCAUCCACCCUGUCACUUUGAAGCCUUGGUCAUUUUAAUGCAGGUUUUCCCAAACGUUCACGUCAACCAACCUCUUUUUUUUUCUAUAGGCCACAAUCAUUUACUGUUCGUUUUGGUCAGUCAACGCAAUACGCGCAACUGCAACUUUUGUUUUUAAGGGGCAAUACAGAAAAAUAAGACGCAUCUAGUACCAAGUCAUUCAAUGUUUUAUGAGUCUUUGUGUGUG